Molecule: messenger RNA, 6356 nt
Organism: Acanthochromis polyacanthus (spiny chromis)
Lineage: Eukaryota; Metazoa; Chordata; Actinopteri; Pomacentridae
Gene: zbtb42
Product: zinc finger and BTB domain containing 42
Exons: 2
Coding region: 818-2431 (537 amino acids)
Biological process (GO): regulation of transcription by RNA polymerase II
Cellular component (GO): nucleus
Molecular function (GO): RNA polymerase II cis-regulatory region sequence-specific DNA binding; DNA-binding transcription factor activity, RNA polymerase II-specific; protein binding
Source: RefSeq, a predicted model, not a curated record
CUGUGAGUUCCUCUGCUGUUUAAAAGGCUUCCAGCAAUGCGUUUCCCAACACGGACAUGGAGCUCGGUUUACUGCGCCCUUGGCCCUCCUGUCUCCUUCCUACACUUUUCUUCCUCUUCUGCGUUUAAAAAGCAACCCAACCUCUGCGCGUAAAAUUACUCCUCUUCUCUCGGCAGCAUCAAACUUUAAUCCACUUCAGUUUUUUCUCUCCAAACUUGCCAUCUUCUUUCUAUCUAAUUUGAAUUAGCCCCUUUAAACAAAUCUCCCCAGUUGUGCGCGGGUGUCCGAUCUGUGCGCAAAAAGGUGCCACAAAGCGAUUUAUUGUCAUCCGCGGGUCUGUGAUCAUUUACCGGAUUUUUUCAAAAAAGUUGGAAACGCCGCGUAAUCUUGCGAUCCCUGUUAAUACACAUUUUUUUCUUUAAGUUGUAUGUCUUUUUUGGACUGCGUAGCCCAGAGUUACCAUAUGGCAUAAAGGAGAGCACAGCUGGAGGUAGCGUUUCCAUUGCGGUGAUGUCAGAGCAGCUGACUCCACAGCUUGCAGUGUAAUUAGCAAACAGAGCACCAGUUUACUCACUCUGCACUGGUCUCAUUUUUUUUCACGUUAGCCUCCUUCCCCUCGAUGGACGAGUGCUCCCGUUCCCACAGCCGCCUGCUUGUCCUGUAAACACCGCUGCUUUGUGUGCGUUUGGAGAGAAGGAGGAGAGAGAAAAAAGGAGCACCGGUGCGCCACUUAUUUUUUUGGAAGCGCAAAGAAGUCCGACCACAAAGCGGAAUACUUAAGAUAAUCUGGAGAGUGGGUCCGUUCACGCCGUGAUACAUGGGUUAUGAAGGAAGAAUGGAGUUCCCAGACCAUAGCCGCCAGUUGCUGCAGUGUCUGAGUCAGCAGCGUCACCAAGGUUUCCUCUGUGACUGCACUGUUCUUGUCGGGGAGGCUCGAUUCAAAGCGCACAGAGCCGUGCUGGCCUCCUGCAGCAUGUACUUCCAUCUCUUCUACAGGGACCAGCUAGACAAAAGGGACGUUGUGCAUCUCAACAGUGACAUUGUGACAGCCCCAGCUUUCAGUCUGCUCCUUGAAUUUAUGUAUGAGGGGAAGUUGGAAUUCAACACUCUGCCAGUGGAGGAUGUCCUGGCAGCAGCCAGUUACCUCCACAUGUAUGAUAUAGUGAAAGUGUGCAAAGGCAAGCUGAAAGAUAAGGAACUUUCCUCCCUGGAUGAAAAGAUGGGAGAGGGUUUGGGACUCAGCUGUCUGGACAGGGAAAAUUCCUCAGAUGGCGAGCUGCACAGUAAGCAGCUCAUUCGGCGACAGCCCCAGACACUGUCUCAGGGGCUUCACAGGGCCCCCCCAGCAGAAGAGUUUGACAUGGACAACAGUGAAGUCAGGCUGGCUGUCACAGAUUGUGAUAGGUCUACACAGACCAGGCAGAAGGCAAACGGUCACUCUGGCAGGUCCCCGGACCUUGUAGGUGUCAAUUAUGUGUCAGCAGAGGCCGAGCCCUGUGUCCAAACAGCUGGAAAAACAAAAGCUGAUGUCAGUAGUUCCACCGUAUUGCUGUCCCAGAGGUCCCGGGCUUCAGAUGACAUGGACUGUGCACUGGAUUUGUCUUUCAAGCCUCUGUCUAGCAGAGAUCCCUUACACCCCUCCUACGUCUCGGGACAGCUGGCCCUCGACAGCCAGCAGCAGGGCACUGAGCCACUUGUUAAAGACGAACACGACUUGCUGUCAGAGCAGGAGGACAGUGAGCCGAUGAGCCCUGAGAGCCAGCGCUUUGGGAAUAGUGCCAGGAGCUCAGUGGUGACAGGGUUCGCUGCCCUCUUCCCAGGCAACAACGGCUCCACAGCCGCCCUGCUCUCCCAGGAGGAGGACCUGAUGGACGAGGAGGGGGAGGCCUGCCGGGGGAGGGAGGGCGCCCCAGGCAGGGAGGUGGUAGACGGGAGGGGUAGACUGCUGGGGGACAGCGAGGAGGAGGAGGAGGACGACCUGGCCUCCUCAGACAUCUCCACCUCCAGUGGGGUGCUCCUGCCCCCGGGGCAACAGGUGUGUGUGUGUCCCCUCUGCAGUAAAGUCUUCCCCAGCCCCCAUGUGCUGCAACUGCACCUCAGCUCACACUUCCGCGAGAAGGACGGAGCCCGAUCCAAGCUGUCCCCCGACGGCUCAGUUCCCACCUGCAUGCAGUGCAACAAGACCUUCUCUUGCAUGUACACUCUGAAGCGCCACGAGCGCACACACUCUGGCGAGAAGCCAUAUACCUGUGGCCAGUGUGGCAAGAGCUUCCAGUACUCCCAUAACUUGAGUCGGCAUGCUGUAGUUCACACACGUGAGAAGCCUCACGCUUGUAAGUGGUGUGAACGGCGUUUCACUCAGUCUGGGGACCUCUACCGCCACAUCAGGAAGUUUCACUGUGGCCUUGUCAAGACUCUCGCCAUUGGAUAAAACACCUCUCACCAGUGCCAUGACAUAAGACAGAGUGUCUUUUCAUACACUGAAUACUACUACUGAACAAUUCUCCCAUUAGUAUACACAUGUUGGCAGUUUGUUGGAAACAUGUCUUUUGGAUUCUACCCCAUGUGGCAUUUCUCAAGUUAAAGAUGUAGCAACUUUAAACUGGAGCUGUUUUCUGUGCUGGACUGUGUCGUAGGCGUAUGUAAUGGUCAGAGGCAGUCAGUUUGAGGUGCUCGGGCUGUUAAGAUAAAACUGGGUGCUGCGAAACUCAAAGCUGGAUGUGUGUAGACAAAGGUGAACAAAUCAGAUGAUGCACUUGUUUGUUUCUGUUUUGUUUGUGUCAGUCUGUCGAGUUUAUUUGAGGAGUGUAUUUGCUGAAAGGAAAAGCCUCCUACGUUCGUACCCUGUGAGCAAAAUGGGCGAUAGCUAAUGCUAACAUACGUUAAUACAAUCGUCAGAGAGACUUUAUUUGUGCACGUGGGAGAUCAGAACCGUCCGUGAGUAGCAAUAUAUAAUAUUUUUUAACACCUGCAUUAUUAUUAUUAUUAUUACUAUUUAUUUUGGGGAUUUUAGUCCUUAACAACUAUCACAAGGCAGCAAAACUAAUGAAGUUUGACUACUGCAAGUAUGAUUUUGUUUGUGGAAGUAUAAUUUUUUUUUGGUUGAAAUGAAGUUUUGUUUUGUAAUAAGAAGCAGGCAGACCAUCGCAUCACCAUGCUAUUUUAUUCUUUUUUUGUUUUGUUUUACCUUGGGUUAAGUUACCAGCUCUUAGGUUGCUAAUGUGGGUGAGCACAUUGAUGGAUUGACCUUAUAAUUGUGACUUAAAUAGACGUAUAAUGAGAAGAGGGAUGGAGAGUAGUUAAAAGCUAAUGCCUGUAACACUGGUGCCUACUGAAAUUCUUAACACUUCACCUAGUGUACUUACUAAAACUAGAAUGACAUGUAAUACCAUGCCAUGCCUUUUCUUUUCUUUUUUUUUUGUUUAGGCCUUUACAAAAUAUAGAUUACACUCCACACACCAGGUAGCAACUGAGGUCCACUCUGGAACUGAUCCGCGAGUGUCCUUUUUUAAUUAGACAAUUUACAAGAAUGUAAAAAAAAAAAGUAGAUCCAGCUCUUGUUAAUUAAAUGCUUAUUGACUUGUCUGCGUUAAAAGCAAGUCAAGUCCAGCAAAUUACCUUGUUAUUCCCUGGUAUGGCAUAAAGGGUACACUGUCAUGCUGUUUAGGACCCUCAGCAGGCAGAGAGGGGACAGAAGGAGACAGGUGGAUGUUUGUCUGUUGUUAGCAAUGUUUGUCCAUCAAAGCUCGGCUGAAUCUACUGACUUUUCUUUCUUUGAAUUAAUCCAUUACUGUACAUGUCUAAGUUACUACUGAUGAAGUUGGAGCCUUUUAGUGAUGCUGCCCUUGAAGGAGUCUCUGGGCAGCAAAUGGAUAUCUUCUGUCUGUUCACAUAGAUGCUAUAUGGAUUCUUACCAGGGGUGUAGCACUAAAAGUUCAUGAUAUUUGUCUAAUCUGUCCUGAGAAGACUUGAUCAGAAUUUAUUUAUUAGUUUGACUUGGUUCAGGGUUUACCGUAGGUGUAGUUCUUAUUUCUAUAAGCUUGAAAGACAUUGCUGUCUUGCCUAGCGAUCUUGGUACUCAUUAACUGGUAUUGGGGCUGUCCAUUUUUUUUCUCUCUGUGCAAAAUCGAGUUACUGUAAUUGUAUUUUAAUAUAUUGUGUAGAAAAUCUCUGCGGAGUGUUCAAGAUUUGUCACAUGGAACAUAGAGAAGCACUUGUUUUUAGCAUGCAUAUAGUUUCAACACUAUUGUCUAGGCUGCUAUUUCUUACUAUUUGUAUAUUUAUUGUAAAUAUAUACUAUAUUUAUCAAACGGUUUUGUUUUUUUCCAUGUUACUACACACGUAAGGUCGACAGAGUCAGGUGUCUUAUUAAGGCUGCAGUCUCUUAGUGUCAUGUCUUCCCCGGGGAGUUUGGUUCCUCUUCCAUAUUCAAAGAUUUUAUUGGACUCCGCCUCACUACGAAUCAGAGCGGUUAAUGCUGCUCCGACUGCUGUUCUGCCAGAGGAAACAGUUGUUCACAAGCACAGCCACACUGAUAUGGCACCGGCUACCUAUAGAAACGAGACAAUACAGGCAUUGUUCACCCCCCACCAAGUCCCAGGUAGUUCUCAAGGGAUCAUUGUGUAUCUCUCUCCUGGCUGUGGGGGAAAAAAGGCAGUUCAAGUCUCUCUUUGCACUUUUCUGUAUUGAAUGGAGCCAUUGGAAUGUGAGAAAUGUAUUUAGCAAAGGGAGACCAAGGAGACUGUAAACAGGUGUAUUGUUUGGAGGCAUCAAAGAACAGCCCCCCUCCAUCCCAGCAUGCAGUAAAUAAAUGCUUCAUUGUUCCGCCACAUGCAGGAGAUAUGACUAUGAAUUAUUAGAGCAUUGCGCUUCAAGUGCCAGAUUUGGAAAUAUUGUUGAGAUUGACAACAAUAUGUCUGCUGGCUGUGGUGAUUGAGGUCAAGAGUCCAUUUCAGCUUAGACACCCCAAGGUGGUUUUCUUUGGACUUCUUUCAGGAAAACAAUUGAAUUCACAUGUAAUUUCUGAGAAGGUUUUUAGAUGUUUGUUUUCUUUUUUCUGGAUAAAGACCAAGUCAAGAUGGAAUUACUGCAAUCUGUUUCACUCCCUGACCUGAAGUUAGCAAUGGGGCUCGGAUGAACAGAAAACACUCCUGUUGCUUACUCGCCUUGCCAGUUAGAUCACUUCAGUUAGUCAUCAGAGUGGUAGAUAUAUUUCAGAUACGUAGAUGUUACGUAGUGCUGAUGAUGUAUAUUUCAAUCAGAGCACACAGGAAUGUAGACUUCGUCUGUUUUUUUUAUUGAAGGAACCUUUUAUGUGGUGCAAGUUAAAAUUUGCUUGAUUCUCUAAUGUACAUGUGUACAGAAGUAGACAAACUAACGACAUGUAAAGAAUUUUCUUUUUGUUUGCAGUCUUUAUUUAUACCUCCAGGAUGAUCACCAAAUGUGCCUUGUAGACACACAAAUAGGUGUUGCAUCUGGAGAAGCCCUUUUUCUAUAUUGUGCAUUUUUGCCCUUGACUGCGGUUAUGAAGUUCACAUCACAGCAACAGUGGCCCGCUGAACAUUCACAACAGUUUUUUUUUUUUUUAAAUCAUAUCAAAAUGUUAAUGAAGACAAAACUAAAAGUCCAUUUAUUAGUGCUGCUUUGCGAGAGAUUAAGUUUUGGAAUUUAUGUGAAUAAAUUUGUUCUGGAUGUGUUAAACUGAAGUCAAGCAUUUUUUUGUGUGUUUUGGCUUCUGUCAGCCAAUACUACUGGGAACUAACAAUCCGUUCCUUUUUUAUUUUAAUGUCACUGUUGAAUGUGAAACACUGAAAUUUUGAUUGUUGACUUGAAACAGUGCUACUCUUGAUCGAGGGCUAUGUUCGCCUAACUCAUGCUGUAUGAUCUUUGAAGUCAAAAAAUGACUGAUACUGGAAUUUUUGUCCUCUGCAGGUUACAACUGUGAAAUUGUGUAUAAUCAUGAGAAAUAUUUAUUAUUGCAUAUGCUUCUUGUGUAACAUUUGACUGUCUCGGUUUUAAUUUGGUUUAAAAAAAAAAGCUUAUAAAUGUCAAAUGAAAAUCUUUUUAAUAGAAUUUGUAGAAGUGCCAUUAGAAUUUAAUAUAAUUUUUUAAUAAGAAAGGUAUAUUUUAUAGUAAUCAAUUGCUUCAGUGUUAGUGGUGUAGAGAUUAGAGGACAAUCUUUAUGCAGAAUUGACAUUGCUUAGAUAUUGAGGCAAUUUACUUUGAUCUAUAAUUGUAUGUGCAUUUUCUUUGUUUGCGCUUUUGGAGUGUGCUUGUGUGCGUGUGCUGUGGAAAUGUGACAAUCUUGAUUUAGGUCUUUAUUAAGAUUAUACAUAGAAUUAAAUGGAACAACUUUC